Messenger RNA from Vollenhovia emeryi, 2673 nucleotides. RefSeq names its product DAZ-associated protein 2-like. The record is from RefSeq and is a predicted model, not a curated record. The transcript is spliced from 6 exons. NCBI's taxonomy places the organism in Eukaryota, Metazoa, Arthropoda, Insecta, Hymenoptera, Formicidae. The coding region runs from base 215 to 784 and encodes 189 amino acids.
CGUCGCACAGCAAGCACGCUCAAUAAACGGCGCUAGUGUCUGUCAAGUGUCACAGCCGUUCCCGUCGGCCGACAGUGUUGUGAGACUCGAAUCGGUGAUUUAAUUAGGAAUAACGUACUUCUUUUUUUUAGUAAAAUUGUGAAACUUUAAGCAAUAAUGACCGACAAGAAAGCCGUUCCAGACGUUCCGGAUACGCUUACGUUCCUCCUGCACGAUGGAACGCGAUCUGAGACGCACCCCCUGGAAUAGCUUCGGCAAAACGACAAACUUACUCUCUCGCACACCGUAUCCGGUGGCGCCGCAUCCACCGACCGGCUUUGUCCCCGCGCCGACGCAACCCCCGACCUACGGUGUUGCAGGCGCCUCCCCUUACGGAGUAUUUCCCAAUCAGCCUCAAUUGUACGCGACGCAAGGCCCGCCGCCGCCGACGUACGAUCAGACUCUUGCGCAUCCCAUGAUGUAUCAACCAAUGUAUGGGCAGGGAUACCCUCUGCAAUAUUAUCCACCGGGAUAUCCCUUGCAAUAUUAUCCGCCGUUAGCUGCGACAACGGCAUACUAUCCCGCUAUGCAACCAGCCCCUGUGAGACCUACCAUUAUGGUACCUAAUGGUUUCGACGGUACCCGGUUCGACGGCAUCUCGCAGCCGGUGUUGCCACCGCCGCCACCCGGGGUGGCCGCGAACGCUGCGCAGCUGGCCGCGAUGGCCGGCCACAGUGUGGCCCUCUCGCAAAAGAAGGGCUCGUUCCUGGGAGGAGGAACGGAGGGAGGUUAUACCUUUUGGUAAACCACCUAAACCACCUUUCGUAACACGUACACACGCAGAAAACACACACCCUCCACACGUACACACACGUCUACAUAAACUAUCGGAAGCGCCGUGCUGUUGAUACGACGAGACGUUGUAGGUAAAUUUCCGUUAGAGCUCUGCUUUUCUCACCUCUGCCAGCUUGUGGCAGCUUCAUCGAUACCUAUUAGUAUACCGUUUGCGCGGACUGAUGACACGCAACAUAUGGUACAUACGCAUCACACUUACACACACAUUACAUAUGUGACAUAUACACAUAUGUACAUACAUACAAGACAUACAUUUUAACAUGAUACUAAGGCAGCAACCGUGAGAGUUCCCACGCGAUUCACAUACGGCGAUAUUUGCGAUCGAUAGAAGUGAUCCAAUGAUCUCAAGGACACCGCCGCCGUCUUGGUGAUCGAUCUGCGCAUCUCAUGUACUGUUGAACUGCAGAAAAUCGUCCCGGCCGAAAAAGACUCGGACACGACGACGCUCGUCGAACAUCCUCGAAAGCUAAUUCCUCGAAAGCUCAUCGUUCCGUUGGGGAAGUCGGGAGACAGUGAGAGCGCUACGCGGGUUUUCAAGUAAUUCCCAGUCAAGAUCCGCGAAAGCUCCGCGAAAGCCCGAGAUCCGAGAUACCCAGAAUCCAUGAUUAGGACUCUACGAGAAUAUUGUUCUAGUAUCGUGGAUCCGGAAAUUCCGCGGUCAACAUUUCUUAGAAUUCAAAAGGCUCAGACUUAUCACAGUUUGCUGAUUAACGAGGAAAAAGUAGAUUCCAAGUUCCAUAAAUCUGAGUUUUUAAAAAUCGAGGCACCCUGAAGCUUCAAAGGGUUGAGAAUCUCGAAAGAUUCCGACCAACUACUCUAUUAAAAAAAAAAAAAUUAGCGUUUUCAAGAAUCCACCAACUCGGUGACUCUAAAUUGCCCAUAAUGUCUCUAGAAUGCUAAGGAUCCACAAGCUCUAGUUGGAGAGAACGAAAUAGCGACUUACCUAUGAUCUCGACUUUCCCAGGAUUCAAGGUAUCCAGGAUCUAGCUUUAGUGGCUUAUAUUAGUUAAGGUUACAGAGAUUCGAAAAUUUUAGUUAAAUUUUUUUUCUUAAAUUUAAUCACCGAUCAAGCAUUUCCGACGAAAUACAAUAUUAAGGAUCAUACAUAUGUAAGUUCGCCGAGGACUCGUGUUUUCGGCAACCUCGCGAAUUCAGGGAUCCGCAGUAUCGGCGAAAACCCGAAGGCUCGAAGCAAGUCAAUGUGCGUUUCCCACGGAGAAUAGUUAUCGCGAGAAUUAUUUUACGAAAGACAAACUAGUUAGAUCAACGAAAGGCGGACUGAUGCCACUGACAAGAAACGACAUUGUCGUUGCGCUCAUCGAAGCAGAAAGAAGGAAAGGAUCAAGAAUAAAGCGAGUAGGAGCCCAAUGUCGACGAUUGUAGAAAUUCACGAGACAUAUUGCGUUGAUAUUUAUAUUUAAAUUAUUGUUAUUUAAACGAUUUAUUUGCAGAUCCUCCUUAGAGACAGAAUCAUCGGUGCGACGUGUUUCAACGAUUUAUUUUAUAUCUCGAGAGUGUGAGAACAAGCAAAGGGAAUGAAAGAGAGAGAGAGAAAGUAGAAUGAGUUUUAUAUCACGGAAAAGCGUGCAAUAAGCGUAAAUCUAUUGUAACAAUAAAAAAAAACGAUAUUAAUUGAAACUGUGAACUUGUUAUCACGUUGAAUGAGUGAGAAAAACAGAGAGUGUGUAAUACGUAUGUGCGUGUGAGCGAGUGAGAAAAAGAAUGAAUAAGUGAGAGAAAAAGUGAACGAGGGUAAACAAUGAGUUGAGACAAAAAUGUACCACUGCGCGAUGAUCAAUUGUACCAGUUAAUAAAUGCUAUGAUCAUGCAAUUCGUUAA